GCGUUUGAUCUCGUUACGCGGCGGGCGCACGCACCGCUGCACCCUGAUUGGACCCUGAUUGCUUCUGUUAUCGCGCCUUCGCAGCCUUUACCCUAUAAACAUGAACCCCCGAUAGCAUAUCCCUUAUCCUUUACACGCAUUUCUAAUACGACAAGGACAGAAUGCUGUAGGUAUAACAGAAUCCUGCGACCCGAUGGACUACUGUCAGGGAUGGGUUGUGGUUGCGGCAUUGAGUGGGACGGCACGGACGCGACAUGAGCGCUAAGGACCGAGGACUUGUUGCUUUCGUGCUCGUCUACCUGACGUUUUUCUUAGAUAAUGUUCUGCUGACCGUGUUAGUUCCCAUCAUCCCGGACUGGGUGCAGGGUGGAGAGCUGGCGCGCUGGACGGCACAGGACGCCCCACCGCCGCUGGCCACGUUGCUCAACCACACUGUGCGCCAUGCCCUCGCACAUGACAACGACACGCACGCGCAUACAUUAGGCAAGCUCAUUUUAUAUUGUACUGGCUGUACCGGCUACGGCUUCAAGCUGGCGCGUUGCUCAACCUCACCUGUGACGUAUCGUGAUACAGUUGAGAGCGUCCGACGAGGCGGCAGCACGGCGGUGGUGGGCGUGGUCCUGGGAGCGAAGGCGGCCGCACAGCUGGCGGCGGCGCCGUGGGCAGCGCGAGCAGCGUGUGGUGGAGCGGCGCGGGCGCUCGGAGCGGGCACGGCGCUGCUGGCGGGAGCGGCUAGCGUGUUCGCGGCUUGCGGUGCGGGCGGAGGCGUGUGGUGCGCUGGUGCGGGGCGCGUACUGCACGGGGCUGGAUCCGCGCUGGCUGGCGUGGCGGGGCUGGCACUGGCAGCCGCUUGCGCGCCUGAGCGUCUGCCGGCGCUUCUAGGCGCUGUUGCACUAGGUGUGUUGGUUGGCUACCCGACGGGCGGGCUACUCGACGCCGCUUGGAGUUUCCUCCUGCUGGCUGCCUUGCUUCUGGGAAACCUAGCUUUACAGUGCGUAUAUUUACGAAAAGAGGAAUUUAAUCGGGUGACCGGCGGCGGCGGCGCGUGGUUCAGCGCCCGCGGCGCAGGCUACGCGGCGCCGGCGGCGGCCUGCACUGGCUGCGUGCUGCUCACCACCUGCGUCAUGGCCGCUCUUGAACCUACCCUGCCGCCUUGGAUCCGCGAGCGCUUCCACCCACAGCGAUGGCAGACCGGCAUCGUGUUCGUGCCAGACAGUGCUGGCUACCUGCUAGCAACAUCGUGCGCGGGUUUGGCAGCACGCGCGCUUGGCGCCGAGCGCGUGGCUCUGGCGGGUCAGGCUGCCGUUGGUAUCGCCGCGCUUGCGCUUCCACAAGCGCCCACGGUAUGGUGGCUCGCGCUACCGCACGCGGCCCUGGGUGGUGGGCUGGGCGCAGCCGACGCAGCUCUAGUACCGGCGCUACUGGCGCGCGCUCCGCGACAGGUGCCCCAUCUCGCCGCGCUGCUGCAAGCCGCUUCCAGCGCUGCUUAUGCUCUAGGUCCUGCUCUAGGCGGUCUGAUGGCGUGGCGCUGCGGGUUCGCCACAGCACUGCGCGUUCUCGGCGCCGCCAAUCUGCUCUACGGCGUGUUUCUCUACACCCGCCUCAAGCAACACCCACUGUCACCACAGUGGGGUGCGAGUACGCCUGACGACGAAGAUUCCGAGGCGUGCGAGUCUGGUGUGGAGAGCACGCCGCUUCGCCCGCAGCAGUAUACGCAGCUACACUAAGCCUUUAUAUGGCAGAGCAGAGGAAAUACAUUACCCAGGAAUAAUUAAGGAGUUUAUGGCGUUGGCGCGUCCUUUUCGCACUUAAAAAAGUGAGAAUAUCCCGUGACCGUGCUGAUUCCACUGAUUUCGAACUUAAUUUACUAUGCAUUUUAUUUAUAAAAGGACUAGAUGCACUUGCCGCUGGAGAUAAUUACAACACAUCUUCUAUUAGGCACUAUAAUUUACUGGAUGUUUUUAGGGUUCCGUACCAAAAGGUACAACAGGAACCCUUUAUGGUGCUCCUCUGUUCGUCUGUCUGUCCGUCUGUCACAUUACUAAAUAUCUCGAGAACUACUUAUGCUAUCGAUU
This is a messenger RNA of Leguminivora glycinivorella, 2075 nucleotides long. RefSeq names its product synaptic vesicular amine transporter-like. The record is from RefSeq and is a predicted model, not a curated record. Gene Ontology annotation, biological process: aminergic neurotransmitter loading into synaptic vesicle; transmembrane transport. Gene Ontology annotation, cellular component: synaptic vesicle membrane; terminal bouton. Gene Ontology annotation, molecular function: serotonin:sodium:chloride symporter activity. The transcript is spliced from 11 exons. Bases 255 to 1727 code for a protein of 490 amino acids. NCBI's taxonomy places the organism in Eukaryota, Metazoa, Arthropoda, Insecta, Lepidoptera, Tortricidae.